Seriola dumerili (greater amberjack) is the source of this 932-nucleotide messenger RNA. RefSeq names its product fibroblast growth factor 18-like (gene fgf18a). The transcript is spliced from 5 exons. Gene Ontology annotation, molecular function: type 2 fibroblast growth factor receptor binding; growth factor activity; type 1 fibroblast growth factor receptor binding. Gene Ontology annotation, biological process: animal organ morphogenesis; regulation of cell migration; positive regulation of cell population proliferation. The record is from RefSeq and is a predicted model, not a curated record. Gene Ontology annotation, cellular component: cytoplasm. Lineage: Eukaryota; Metazoa; Chordata; Actinopteri; Carangiformes; Carangidae. The coding region runs from base 78 to 707 and encodes 209 amino acids.
CUCCGGACUGUCGGACUGGCUCAGACCGAGCGAGGAGACUGUCUCUGGGCCAAGUUCCAUAGUGGAGGGGGGAAGCAAUGUGGUCCCUUCUUUCCACGCUGACCGUCUUAUGUAUCCAGAUGUUGCUGGUGAUGUGCAAUCCAUUACAGCAGGUACUUGGUGUGGAUGGAGUCAACUUCAGUGUGCAUGUGGAGAACCAGACACAGGUGCGAGACACCAUGAGUCGGCGACACCACCGGGUCUACCAGCUCUACAGCCGCACCAGCGGUAAACACGUCCAGGUGCUGGGGCGCAGAAUCAGUGCCCGGGGAGAAGAUGGAGACAAAUAUGCCCAGCUCGUAGUGGAGGCCGAUACCUUUGGUAGCCAGGUGAGAAUCCGUGGCAAAGAAACUAAUUUCUACCUGUGCAUGAACCGCCGCGGCAAGCUGGUAGGAAAGGCCAGUAAUCGAAGCGCCGACUGCGUCUUUGUGGAAAAGGUUCUGGAAAACCACUACACAGCUCUGAUGUCAGCGCGCUACACGGGUUGGUAUGUGGGCUUCACUAAAAGAGGUCGCCCUCGCCGUGGCCCCCACACACUCCCCAACCAGCAGGACGUGCACUUCAUGAAGCGCUUUCCGCCUGGGGAGCAGCCUGACCUCACCACCCCCUUCCGCUUCACCACCGUCAGCAAGCGUGGCAAGAGGGUGCGCGCUACCGGGCCCCGCUAGUAGUGGCUAACGCUAGCACCCACUGUCUCGUCAUCCAAAGCCUUGACCUGAGCCUGGCAUUGGCUAACCCAGUCAUCUCUUCUGUCACACAUGACUGAACAACUCCCUUUUAUGGGACAAACAUUGACCAGAAACUUGAUGAAUCAUUCACGGGGUUUAGCUUUACACCAACUAAUUUGCCACUACAGCCCCAUAGUUAGUGAUCAUUCCUCUCAGUUUUAGUUC